Daphnia pulex (common water flea) is the source of this 3775-nucleotide messenger RNA. RefSeq names its product bumetanide-sensitive sodium-(potassium)-chloride cotransporter-like. The coding region runs from base 285 to 3578 and encodes 1097 amino acids. Gene Ontology annotation, biological process: potassium ion homeostasis; cell volume homeostasis; sodium ion homeostasis. Gene Ontology annotation, cellular component: membrane. Gene Ontology annotation, molecular function: sodium:potassium:chloride symporter activity. The transcript has 23 exons. NCBI's taxonomy places the organism in Eukaryota, Metazoa, Arthropoda, Branchiopoda, Diplostraca, Daphniidae. The record is from RefSeq and is a predicted model, not a curated record.
AGGGAAUGGUACUCAUUUCCGAAAUCUUAACACGUUCAAAAGGGAAAAUGCCUUGCGUCAAUAACAACUCCCUAUGCUAUAUAAACAAUCGCAAAAGAAAUCAAAGAGGCACAAUUUAAUCAAACAAGUCUCCGACUUGUGGCGUUCAGAUGCGUUGGAUCUGACAUUAACUUUGCUUACCCAAUAAAAAAAUAUUGGCUGCUUAUUGUUUUCAAGUGAAAAAUUUGCUCUUUGGUUUCACUAAAUUAUUUCAACUCUGUGUCAGUACAACACUAGGCCAAAGGAUGGACAAUCCAGCAUUUGAAAAUUCAGUCGAAAGUCACUACACCAACGAAAAAUGGCAGCCAACGAGUGAUGCACUUGGUAGUAAUAAAAGCCGUUUUCGAAAAUUACCUUCUAAAAUAAACGUGAUGGGUCCAACAGAAGACUCUCCCACAUUGCACGAAAUGCCUCCAUUGUCUCCUAUAAUGGAAAGCGAUCAGGAAAUUAAACAAACACCAGUACUGAGUAAAAGAAACAGUUUGGAAUACUUAGGAGCCUCAGUUCUGAUUCAAAAGGGGAGGGCUUCUGCUGCUUCGUUCCGCCAAUUGAUGCGCAACGUGAGCCGGGAUGUCAUUCCUAGUAUCGAUAAUUACCGGAUUUCCUAUCAGAAACAAACAUCCAUCAGACCUAGCCUGCAAGACUUGUGCAAUCCUUUACCUAGCCAACCUUCAGUAAACGAAGAGAUAAUGAUUCAGGAUUUUGGGGAGACACCAACUGAGAGUGGGCCAAAAAUAACUGAGGAAACCGUGAAAGAAACUAAAAAAGAAGACGUCAAAUUCGGUUGGAUCGAAGGAGUUUUAAUCCGCAAUAUGAUGAGCAUUUGGGGUGUUAUGCUUUUCUUGCGACUUUCGUGGGUAGUAGGGCAAGCAGGAUUAGGCGAAACUUUGGUUAUCAUCGGUAUUUCGACGUUCAUCACUUUGGUGACGGCCUUGUCCAUGUCCGCUAUCUCAACAAAUGGAGAGAUCGGUGGAGGCGGCACUUAUUUUGUCAUGUCAAGAGUUUUGGGUCCUGAGUUUGGAGGUUCAAUCGGCGUCAUCUUUACCAUCGCCAAUGCGAUGGAUUCCUCCCUCAACGCCGUUGGUUUCGCUCAAACCGUGCAGGACAUGAUGAAGGAAUAUGGCGGAUUGAUAAUCCUAGAUGGAGGUGACAAUAACAUUCGCAUCAUCGGCACCCUCACCAUGUUAUUCAUUUGCACUCUCUGCGGACUUGGAUCCUAUUAUGAAACAAAGAUGAAGAAUAUUAUGUUGCUCAUUAUGAUGAUUUCCCUCUCUAACUUCGUUGCUGGAAGCAUUAUGGGCCCGUCGGAUGACUUGGAAAAAGCAAAGGGAUUCACUGGCUACAGCGUGAAUCUGAUGAGCGAGAACUGGAAACCAGCUUACUCCAUCACGGACGGACAUUUGCAGAAUUUUGUUUCUGUAUUUUCAGUUUACUUUCCGGCAAGCAUAGGCAUUCUCACCGGAGCAAACGUAUCCGGUGACUUAAAAAACCCAAACUCGGCUAUUCCCAAAGGAACCAUAUUAGCCAUCAUUAUUUGCAGUUCAGUUUACGCCGGGGUAGCCAUCAUUUGUGCUGCCACAAUGACACGGGAAGCUACUGGGGUAGUUAUAGAAUUUUCCAACAUGACUUAUUUAGAAAACGUCUUCUUAGCAAACAGUACCGAAAACCAUUUUGGACUUUAUCAUGAUUACCAGGCGAUGUCUUUAAUCUCUGCAUUUGCUCCCCUCAACUAUUUGGGAUGCAUCUCCGCUACCUUUAGUUCAGCUCUGUCUGAAUUCGUCUCUUGCCCAGAGUUACUGAAAGUAAUCGCAGCAGAUAACCUCUACCCUUAUUGGAUGGUUGGUUUUCUGGGGAUUGGAUAUGGGAAAUCAAAGCAGCCUGUCAACGCGAUCGCUUUUACUUUCCUUCUAUCCCUGGCUUUCGUUCUGAUAGCUAAAUUGGAUACAAUAGCCUUGCUGAUCUCGGAUUUCUUUCUUGCUACGUUUGCCCUCAUAAAUUUUUCCACUUUCCACGUUAGUUUAAUCAAACCAAUCGGAUGGCGGCCUACUUUUAAGUACUACAACAAAUGGCUGAGUUUGCUCACGGGAAUUUUGUCAAUCGCGUCCAUGAUCCUCAUGAGCCUUCCUUUAGCAAUAAUUACAAUAGCCAUUAUUCUGUUUUUCUAUUUGUUGGUUCUUUACCGAAAACCAGAGGUGAACUGGGGAUCAUCUACUCAAGCACAGACCUAUCGCGCCGCUCUGAAUAGUAUUCAACAACUCGUUCACAUCGAGGAACAUGUCAAAAACUACAGGCCACAGAUUUUGGUUCUAACGGGACUUCCCACCACUCGCCCUGCUCUGGUAGACUUUGCCUAUCUCAUCUGUAAAAAUAAUUCCCUGAUGAUCAGCGCCAAUAUCGUUCAAGAACGACUGACAUUUGAAAAGCGGUCAAAACUGCAGCAAAAAGCUUAUAAAUACCUGCGAUUCGCCAACAUCAAGGGAUUCUGUUCCGUUGCGGAUAACUCGAAUCUACACACGGGCGUUGCUUCAAUGCUUGGCCUCACGGGAUUGGGCAAAGUGAAGCCAAACAUCCUGAUGAUGGGAUACAAAAACGACUGGUUGACCUGCGAUGGAAAAUCACUGGAUGAUUAUGUGCUGACAAUACAUACUGGAUUCGAAAUGAAUGUAGCCGUCGCAAUCCUUCGACUACAGGAAGGAUUAGAUUGCACGGAAAUCUUGGCUGACAUUGACGAUUUGAUGAAGAGUAAAUCUAGCGAAGACAAUUCGACAAUUACCAAUCCCACGAGAAGUAACAUAAUGACCACGAGUAGCUUGGAAACGAUAGCAGAAUCAGAAUCCACAGAUCAGGUUGAAGGCAGCCAAAAGGUGGAGUUCGGAAUUCCGCAAGAUAAAAAGAGCAAGAAAAUGAAAAAGCAGGCUAUUUCUUUUAGAGAUCCCGAUGGAAACGAAUUGCCAAAAAGUUUGAUGAAUAGAGUCAUCUUUUUCCAGAAAAAACAGAAAAAGGACACCAUAGAUGUCUGGUGGUUGAGCGACGAUGGAGGCUUAACACUAUUGUUACCGGUUAUCAUCAACAGUCGAUCAAACUGGUCAGAGACUAAAUUGCGCAUUUUCUGUACGGCGUCCGGUGUUCAGGAACUGGAAGAUGAAAAGAAGGGGAUGGCAGUUUUACUUUCCAAAUUCCGGAUUGAUUACUCCGACCUCGUGGUGAUCAGUUACGUUAACGCAGAGCCGAAAAACAAAACAAAGUUAUGGUUUGAUGGCCAGAUUCGAUCUUUCUUACAUCAAGGAGAAAGUGGACCUCGCAUUAAGGAAGAAGACCUUGAACUAUUCCAGUAUAAAACCAAUCGUUAUCUGAGAUUAAGGGAAUUACUCUUGUCUCACUCUUCGGAUUCAAACUUGGUCGUUAUGACUUUGCCGAUACCCCCAAAAGGAGAUUUUAAUGCACUUUACACGGCCUGGCUGGAAGCUCUCACAGCGAACAUGCCUCCAUUCAUGCUCGUGCGUGGGAAUCAAACGUCCGUUUUAACAUUUUAUUCUUAAACAAAAGGCCACUUUUUUAUUUGUUGACAUAGUAGAUCCUAUUGUCUAACAAAUAAAAUUACGUGGCUAUUAUUAUAAGAUACCCACUGAAAAUAUAGCUCUAACCAUUCCCAUAAACUUUCUAUUGAUUUCUCUUAAGUUUAGCACCCUUUGUGGUUCUAACAAACCCAUUAUGAAUAUAUGUCUUUAAAAAAUUA